This is a messenger RNA of Durio zibethinus, 3141 nucleotides long. RefSeq names its product O-fucosyltransferase 35-like. The record is from RefSeq and is a predicted model, not a curated record. Gene Ontology annotation, cellular component: Golgi apparatus; chloroplast; cytoplasm. Lineage: Eukaryota; Viridiplantae; Streptophyta; Magnoliopsida; Malvales; Malvaceae.
CAUUUCCAUAGUAUCAAGUAAAACAACUCAGGCCCGAGGCCAACCCGGCAAUAAUUCCCAUCCCUGUCUUGUCCUAACACGUUCUUUAGAAUUUUCUAAGUCAUUGUUUUCAGAAUCUAAAAUCCCGGAAAAUACCCCAAAUAAUCUAUAUCUCUCUCGUUUUCAGUGCUUUGUUUUUGUUAAUGAAGAUUUAACCAAAAACCUUAAUCUGCUUUCGUUUUAUUAUUAUUACUAUGAAUAAAUAAUAAGUUGUUAGACUGUAAUAAAAUUUAGAUGGGUCACAACACGCAGCAUCACCACCACAACACGAGCGAUGGCGUUUCACAGCGAGUUAACAGCCCACGUUUCUCGGGUUCCAUGACUCGCCGUGCUCACUCGUUCAAGCGCAACAAUGGCAACUCCCAAACCACCAAUAGCACUAACAACGCCGUUGGUUCCAGUAACGGCAAUAAUAACGGAAGCAACGGCAACAACUUGAGCUUGCAUCACGAGAUUGAUCUACAGUUAAAUUCACCCAGGUCGGAGAUUGGAGCCGUGGCUUCGGUUUCAAUCGAGGGGUUGAGCCAAAGAAAAGGUUUGUUAAGGAAGCCGAGUGUUGGAUCUAUGGUUUUUGAUUUUGGGUUGAAAGAAAGGAAGAAGCUUGGGCAUUGGAUGUUCUUGGUUUUUUGUGGGGUUUGUUUGUUCUUGGGUGUUUUUAAGAUUUUUGCAACUGGUUGGUUUGGAUCUGCUAUCGAAACCGUAACAUCAAAUCAGGAUUUAUCUGAUCAGUCCACCAAUCGACUAAAGCUAAUGGAUCAAGGCUCUCAUGAUUAUGGGUACAGGGAAGGAGGAAGUGAUUCAGAUCGAACUUUAAUGACAGUGACAUCAGUCAUAACAGAACAUUCAGGUAUUUGGUCUCAACCAAAUAGUGAGAAUUUCACCCAGUGCAUUCACCAUUCAAAGAAUCAGAAAAAGAUAGAUGCAAAGACAAAUGGCUACAUUCUCAUAAAUGCUAAUGGUGGUUUGAAUCAGAUGAGAUUUGGGAUCUGUGAUAUGGUUGCGGUUGCUAAGGUUAUGAAGGCAACACUUGUCCUUCCGUCACUAGAUCACACCUCAUAUUGGGCUGAUGAAAGUGGCUUUAAAGAUCUGUUUGACUGGCGGCACUUCAUUGAGAUCCUGAAGGAUGAUGUCCACAUAGUUGAGACAAUACCACCUGAGUAUGCUGGAAUUGAACCUUUUAACAAAACACCAAUAUCUUGGUCUAAGGUUAGCUAUUACAAGGCAGAGGUCCUCCCGUUGUUGAAGCAGCAUAAAGUAAUCUAUUUUACUCACACAGAUUCUCGGCUUGCUAAUAAUGGUAUCCCAAGUUCCAUACAAAAGCUGAGGUGCCAGGUAAAUUAUAGGGCACUAAAAUAUUCGGCUCCAAUUGAAGAACUUGGAAACACUUUGAUUUCUAGAAUGCGCAAGAAUGGUGGCCCUUAUCUUGCUCUCCAUUUGAGAUAUGAGAAGGAUAUGCUUGCAUUUACUGGCUGCAGUCACAGUUUGACAGCAGAAGAAGAUGAUGAGCUACAUAGGAUGCGUUAUGAAAUCAGCCAUUGGAAGGAGAAAGAGAUUAAUGGAACAGAGAGAAGAUUGCUUGGUGGCUGUCCACUGACCCCUAGGGAGACUUCCCUCUUGCUCAGAGCAUUGGGUUUCCCACCAAGCACUCGGAUUUACUUGGUAGCUGGUGAAGCUUAUGGAAAUGGAAGUAUGGAAUCUAUUAAGGAGGAUUUUCCUUACAUCUUCUCUCAUUCCUCCCUCGCUACAGAAGAGGAGUUGAAUCCUUUCAAGAAUCACCAGAACAUGUUGGCUGGUUUAGACUAUGUUGUUGCCCUUCAGAGUGAUGUAUUUGUUUAUACGUAUGAUGGAAAUAUGGCAAAGGCCGUUCAAGGACAUAGGCGAUUUGAGAACUUCAAGAAGACUAUCAGCCCAGACAGGGUGAAUUUUGUAAAACUUGUGGAUGAAUAUGAUGAGGGAAAUAUUUCUUGGAAGAAAUUCAGUUCCAAAGUGAAAAAGCUUCAUAAAGAUCGAGCUGGAGCUCCAUAUCUUAGGGAGCCUGGAGAAUUUCCAAAACUGGAGGAGAGUUUUUAUGCAAAUCCGCUUCCAGGAUGCAUCUGUGAAAAAACAGAAGAAAUAUAGAAAAGCAAAAACACAGCUUCUGCAAAUUUGUCUUAAUGCUACAAAGUAAAAGCUCAACUGAAAAGGAGGGUGUGCUGGCAUUGUUUCAGACAGGCCAGUCCAGAAGGAUGGAAUCGUAUAUAUACCAUUCAAAACCAUGACUCAACUCAUUGGUUGAAAAAUGCCUGCUCAAGUGGGAAAAUCCGUGGGUGGCAUGCAAACUAACACAUUAAGUCAUCAUCAAUGGAGGUAUUAGCAGGUCACAGCAGAUACAGUUGAAAGAUAAACAUUCAUUUGGUGGAGUGGAAUAUCCUUUCUUGUCCAUCAGAAAGAAAAUGUUGUUGCUUAUUUUUCCUUCUAUUUUGACAAAAGAAUUUCCUUUUAUUUAUUUUUUUUCUGAAGAAUUGUUUAGGUUGUGGAUGCAAAUAAAGUUGGGGGGGGGGGGGGGGAUGAAUGAGGCGGCUAUGUUCCCAUACCAAAGUUAGAAUUUGAAUUAACUGAUGGAAAUACCACAGGAUGAUAUUGAUUGAAUUGUAUCACAUCUUGAUGUUAAUUAUACCAAAAUAUAAUUUCAGUUGGUGUUAAUCACAACCAAUGAAUGGAUGGAUAUUCAGAAUGCAAAUGUCUGCAUUUAUUUUUUGUACAAAGCAAAAUAUGAAUUACAGAAUGGUGGAUCGAAAUUAUAAUGGAAUAAGAACCCUUUUUUGUUGGUGAACCAUUUCAAGGAUAUUCCCACAUUUUUCUGUCAUCUUCACUUUCCAACCUUUAUGUAAAGUCACAAAUGCAAAAUUAUUGCAUAAAUCCAUAUGGAAGUCAGUCAACUAAAGUUGCCAUCAGAGCAGGAAAGAAAAAGGAAAACUGAAGAUAAUAUCUUUAAUAUUCCUACAUCUGGCCUCUUAAUAAAGUGUUGUUCUUAUUCUUUUCUUUCAUAUUUCAAUACUAAAAUGUAUAAAAUGUGACGAAUACAUUCUUGAUGGUUGAAAACAUGAAACGAAAAAAAAAAAA